AAUCCCAAUCAACAGUACGAUACAAUCUUCCGAACAAGAGUUUAGGUUAGAACUGAUCAAAUCGUUAUUACAUUUUAGAAUUUAUUCGUAGUUGCUACAGAUCUGCUACACGUCGUAGGUUAUUCUAUAUCAACGAAACAUUAAAAUGUUCCGAACUGGAUUGAGAACUGUACGUAUUGCUCUAGGAACAAGAGCCUUUGCAAAUGCACCGGCUCAAGAACAAGCGAUCUCGACUGCUUUCAAAGUUCAAGAUCCAAAAGAUUUCAACGAUCGCGUUAAAAACUCCAAAGUGCCUGUGAUCGUUGAUUUUUUCGCAACAUGGUGCAAUCCAUGUCGUAUGCUCACUCCUCGUAUAGAAUCGGUAAUCGCAGAGAAACAAGGAAAAGUUUUAUUGGCAAAGGUUGAUAUCGACGAGAAUAGCGAUCUUGCCUUAGAUUACGAGGUUGGCUCUGUUCCAGUCCUGAUUGCAAUGAAGGAUGGAAAAGUUUUAGACAGAAUUGUUGGUCUCCAGGAUGUAGAUAAACUUAAACAAUUUGUAGAUAAGUAUUCAGAAUAAUGUAAUCUAGUUUAACUGUAAUUUUGUUGGAGUAACCUUAUGGUUACUAAAGUAUUUGUAUAAUAUUGUAUGGUAAUAAGUGUAUAAUACAGUAUAACUUUUUAUUUAUA
This is a messenger RNA of Bombus pyrosoma, 666 nucleotides long. RefSeq names its product thioredoxin, mitochondrial-like. Lineage: Eukaryota; Metazoa; Arthropoda; Insecta; Hymenoptera; Apidae. Gene Ontology annotation, molecular function: protein-disulfide reductase activity; oxidoreductase activity, acting on a sulfur group of donors, disulfide as acceptor. The record is from RefSeq and is a predicted model, not a curated record. The coding region runs from base 146 to 556 and encodes 136 amino acids. Gene Ontology annotation, cellular component: cytoplasm. The transcript is spliced from 3 exons.